AUAUUACCGUUAGAAAUUGAUGGGUUUAGGAACGCGAAGAACUUCAGUUCUUUUACGUUCAGCCAUAGAACAGAAAGGUAUUGUCAUUUUUACUUCAAAUAAAAUCAGAGAACAUCCGGCUGUUUAUUAUUAAUAUACAAAAUGGCCAAAUCUAAGGAGAAGAAAAGCAAAAGUGCUAUUAACGAGGUUGUCACUCGUGAAUAUACAGUGAAUCUCCACAAACGUCUCCACGGAGUUGGAUUUAAAAAACGUGCUCCACGAGCUAUCAAAGAAAUUCGCAAAUUUGCUGAAAAACAAAUGGGAACUCCAGAUGUGAGGAUUGAUACACGACUCAACAAACAACUGUGGUCUAAGGGAAUCAGAAAUGUACCAUUCAGAGUUCGUGUACGAUUGAGCAGAAGAAGGAAUGACGAUGAAGAUUCCGCAAACAAAUUGUACACCCUUGUUACAUACAUACCAGUUGCUUCUUUCAAAGGUUUACAGACAGAAAAUGUUGAUGCAAGCCAAGAUUGAUUUGUUUCUGAUUAAUAAAUAAGUUUUCAUCAA
This is a messenger RNA of Bombus huntii, 546 nucleotides long. It is a transcript of the gene RpL31, whose product is annotated as 60S ribosomal protein L31. Gene Ontology annotation, biological process: cytoplasmic translation. The transcript is spliced from 3 exons. Gene Ontology annotation, cellular component: ribosome; cytosolic large ribosomal subunit. Bases 142 to 513 code for a protein of 123 amino acids. Gene Ontology annotation, molecular function: structural constituent of ribosome. Lineage: Eukaryota; Metazoa; Arthropoda; Insecta; Hymenoptera; Apidae. The record is from RefSeq and is a predicted model, not a curated record.